This is a messenger RNA of Ictalurus punctatus (channel catfish), 4307 nucleotides long. It is a transcript of the gene henmt1, whose product is annotated as HEN methyltransferase 1. The record is from RefSeq and is a predicted model, not a curated record. The coding region runs from base 1296 to 2285 and encodes 329 amino acids. The transcript has 5 exons. Gene Ontology annotation, cellular component: cytoplasm; nucleus. Gene Ontology annotation, molecular function: RNA methyltransferase activity; O-methyltransferase activity. Gene Ontology annotation, biological process: piRNA processing; siRNA processing; RNA methylation. NCBI's taxonomy places the organism in Eukaryota, Metazoa, Chordata, Actinopteri, Siluriformes, Ictaluridae.
GUGUGUGUGUGUUAGUUAUAGCUGAGUGAACACUUUACAGUUGGUUUUGUAUGUCAUUCCCAUCAAAUGCUAUUGAGAUUUAUAUUAUGGUAUAUUUUGUGUGUGGGCCCAUUUGGUAGUGAAAUUCAACUGAAAUUUACAUAUCAUUUAAUAGUUUAUUUUAAUAAAUAUCAAAAAACUAAAAGGUGUGCUUUAUAGCUAACACCUAGAUGAACACUCUACAGUUGGUUGUGUGUACAGCUGCAACAACUAAUCGAUAAAAUCGAUUAUGAAAAUCGUUGUCAACAAAUCUCAUUGUCGAUUAGUUGGUCAGUGCGCGGCACGGGGGAGAUUUACUCAUUACGUUACGUCUGUUCCGAAAACAUGCCUCGGAGAAUAAAUACUAAAGUUGUGUCGCAAAUGACGUACUAUACACUUACACUAUGCACUACUGUCUAGUGUGUGGACUUUAGAAAGGUAAUAUCAUCUCAAAUAUAACACUAGCGGGGGUUUUUUUUACUAACCGGAAGUAUAUGCUGCUUCCUAGUCAGUGGCGCAUGACGUCAUACACACGCUGGCAUUAGCAGACACCCAGAAUCACAGACAUUGAGUUUCUUCAGUUUACUCUUUGUCAGCGUUACCUUUUAUUCCCAAUAUGACCUCAGUCACCAUCAGACAGAGGCAAAAUUGUCACGUGACUGAGGAAGAAAGUGUGUAACCUCCAAGUCCUCUAAGGAGAGGAACCUGAUGUGGUCUUCUGCUGUUGUAGCUCAUCCACCUCAAGGUUUGAUGUGUUGUGCAUUCUGAGAUCACAGAGUCACAGAGAUCACAUUUUUUCUUCAUUAUGAUGUUUGAUGUGAACAUUAACUGAAACUUCUGACCUGCAGCUGCAUGAAUUUUUUGCAUUGCUCUGCUGCCACCUCAGUGGAUGAUUGGAUAACUGCAUGAAUUUACAGGUGUUCCUAAAAUACAUCACUGUCUGGAAUCAACUUCUUGAAUCAACUUCAUUGUAACAUCUCUAAUCUAAUUUGAUUUACUUGAUCUUUGUCACGCUAUAUUGUACCACUACAGCAGGGGUCUUCAGUCUUGUCCACAGAAGGCCAGUGUGGCUGCAGGCUUUCACUCCAACCCUACAGGAGCCACACUUCAUUUCACUUGUUUAAUCAGUUCAUCUUGGUCUGCAAUCAACUAUCAACUGAUACUUAUUGCAGACUUUCAUUUCAGUCAAACAGGAGGUACUCUGUCUGCAGCCAUACCGGCCCAGUGGACAUGAUUAAAGAAUCCCGUAAUACAGUGGGGUAGCAGUUGAAGGUCCCAUGUAUGCAUGUCUGUUACUGUGUGUUAGGUAUGCUCUGGCUCCACUCAUGGCUGAACACUUACAGCCAGAUGCCAGACCACUUACAAUCAAGCUUUAUCACGGCUCCAUCACAGAAACAGAGCCGUGUACCAAAGGCUUUGAUCUGAUCACCUGUAUUGAAGUCAUGGAGCACCUUCAGCUUUGGGAAGUGGAGAGGUUUUCAGAGGUUUUGUUUGAAUACAUGCAGCCACGUACUGUCAUAAUAAGCACGCCGAAUGCAGAAUUCAAUCCUUUAUUACCAGGAGUAACAGGCUUCAGACACAACGACCACAAAUUCGAGUGGACCAGAGCACAGUUUCAAGCUUGGGCCGAUGGAGUUUGCAGGAAAUAUGGUUACUCAGUAGAGUUCACAGGAGUAGGAGAGACUCCUGGGGAGAUCAGAGAUGUCGGAUUCUGCUCCCAGAUUGGAGUUUUCCAAAGAGCUGGUGAUUUAAAUGCACAAAGGAACAACACAGAGGAGGAGCCUACAGUAUAUCAACUGCUCUACAGGGUCACUUACCCAAGCCUCUGUGACAACAAUAUCUUCCAGAGGACUCUAAUUAGUGAGGUCCUGUACCGAGCCGAGCAGCUGAAGAAGGAGUGGCUGGGGGGUCAGGAAGGUGAGCAGUGGGAUUUUACCUCCUGUAAACUCAUGCUACCAUCUGAAGAAGCAAGGCAGGCAAGGGAGGAAGAGGAGGUGUACAGGCAAGAGAGUUGUAUCUGUGUACCACUUCUGCGUGUAUGGUCUGGUUCAAAAGUGCAAGCUCUGUGCAGCAAUAUCCAGCAACUUCGAGCCAUACUGUUGGUGGACUUGCGAGUGCAGCUAGAUGCUGACAGAAAUGCCAUAAUGCUGCCUGAUGAUUAUGAGGAGGAGGAAGACCAAGAGGAAAUGGAUGAGGGUGAGAAGGCAGAAUGUGUGUCAAGGUCUGUGAAUGACCAUGUAGAGGAGGACUGGGAAAGUGAACUUUGAUUAUUUCUUAGGUUACGGAUAUCAGUAACAAUGGAACUACAACACCUAGCGCUCACUGGCCCUCUAGUCAGGUUUACCUUCCAUAUAGGACAAUAAAUACAAUUAUUGAUUGGCCAAUAAGUAAUGUAAAAUUUAUCAGCUACCCUAACAACGGAGGGAAAUAACAGUUGUUUAUUUUUGUUCAGUUCUGUUGAGUAAAUUUCUUUAUAUGAAUCUCUUAUUAGGUAAUUUACACAUUCUAAUAUUUAGUUCCAUAGUGUGGAAGUGCUCUUCUCUAUUUUGAUGAUGUGAUCGUGCAGGAACAACAUGGACAUUAACAGUCUGUAUCCGAUCGAAUUAUGGGAAACACUCACAGUGGAUAUAAAAUGCACCCCUGUUCAAACUGCAGGUUUUUGUAACAGAAAAAAUAAAACCAAGAUAAAUCAUGUCAGAUCUUUUUCCACCUUUAAUGUGAUUGUAGCAACCAACACAAUUCAAGUGAAACAUUUUUUUUAAGGGGGAAUAACUGGUUGCACCAGUGUGUACACAACCAUGCUUCACCAGGGGUAUGGUGUUCUUUGGGUGAUAAACUCUCGUUUUUUCAUGUUUUUAUGUCCUGUACUUGGUGAUGUCACUGUGGUGCUCCAUCUUCUCCACUUGUUGAUGAUGGCCUUCAUAGUGUUCUAUAAUACAUCUAAUGUUUUGAAGAUUGUUUUGUACCCCUCUCCUGAUCAAUACCUUUCGACAGUGAGGUCCUGUAAAUGCUUUGGUCAGCUCUUUGAGGACCAUGACUUCAGGAGUUGGGCAAAACCCAGAAGAUGGGAAGAAACUCCUACAGAAACAGCAGUUUUUUAUUUGGGGUUAAUCACAAUAAUUUCAUUGAUGACAGCUCUAUGAUAAUUCCUUCUAAACACAAGUUUGAAUAUGAUUGCACUCAGAAUGAACCAGUCACAUGACCCAUAACAAAAUUACAAAUGCUCCAUUGCUUAUGCAACCAGGUUAUUCUAAGUUUAUCUCCCCUAAACCACAUGAGAGAGGGAGAGAUCUGACAUGAUUGAUCUUGGUUACAUUAAAAAAAAAAAUAAAUAAAUAAAUUACAUCAUAGUUAUGUUGAACUUGUAUAUUAGUUUAUGUUCUGUUGUCAAGCAUAUUCGCAGAUAAACGUUUUUGUGUUAAAAAUUGACACUGAAAUCUUUACUUUUUUAAUGUACUGUGUUUAUUUAACAGUGUGAGGUACAUGUAAUCAGCACUGGUUAAAAGGAGUUGAACAUCACAACAGCAAAAAGCAUUGUCACCAUUACAUCAGACACUGUACAGUACAAGGAGCAAAAGCUUCACAGAAGAGAUUAAAAAAAACAACACCAUGGUGUUUAUUUACAACACAAGGUACCUACACACUGAAUGUCAACUAUUCAAAUAUUGAGGGAUUCUGUUAUUGUACAGUGUAAAGAUAUAAUGCAUGAAACACUCCCCUAUGGAAACCUAGUGAUCAGAGUUGUAAAACACAAUAAUGAUUUGCAUUAGUGUAGGGCCAUGGCUUAACUAAGUCUGUAUAUUUCACCAGGCUUCUGAUAUGAUGGUGCCAAUAUUGCAUCAUAUCACAAGCAAUAUAAUCAGUUAUUACAGGCAUUUGUAGACUAGAAAGAUAUUUAAAAGAUGUAAAGGACCCAUGCUUUUGGUAGUUAAAUCCAGCCCUACCUAGUUAGUCCCUGGAGUUCAGAUACACUAAAGAGAUAUCAAAAUAUUAUGCUGUUUACACAAUAACACACACUCACACCGUUUCAGAAUACAUACAAGAGAAGUGGGCUCACUUUGUAAAACAUAUGGCUUUUGUACUGGCACAUAAAACCAUAGAGAACCUGGUUCAUGGUUACACUAGCAGACAGAAAACCAACAAAAAUACUUUAACAAUAUGCCAGGAUAAACAUCAGAUAUGCAUAAACUUGGCAGACAUAAAUAUACAUUGUGUAGUGUUUUUGAUCAAAUAAAACAAGAGGAACACAACAGCAAUAAACGUAUGUAGUACAAGUAAAGGAAAAGGGG